AUGAGCGGAAAAGGCUGCCAGCUCCUGGUGUCUCCAUGCAACGUGUCCCCGUCACUGAGCAUGAUCGCGGGACACCAGUCCAUCAGGAUCCCCAUGUCCCCCUCGCCACGGCCCAAUCUGAGUCCCUCCUCGGGAGCAGAGACAGCCAAAUCAGGAGACGUCCACUCCCUGGCCUCUGGGAACCAGAGCAGGAGCCUCGUGGUUCUUCCAACCCUGAGCCUCCGCAGGCAGGUGCUGACUUACGGGAAACAUCUCAACGUGCCCACUGCUUCCCCACAACUGCAAGUACCUGCUCAUCCUCCUCCCACCACAACAGUGACCAAUACCACUCGGACGAAACCGGGCUCCUCAAACAGCAGCUUCAAAGCAGGUUGUCCUGUGUCUGAUCACACCAUGGAGGUAUUCGGUCAAGCAGCUGCUGCUAACCUGACAGUGACUUCUGUCAAAGGCCAGACAUUUCCUCCGUCUUGUUUACACGGUGUAACAGUUCCCCACACGGACGCCAGGUCCUUACUGUCCAGAGAAUCCCUGGCAUCCACUACCCUCAGUCUGUUUGAAACACAGUCAGUGUUUAGUGGAAGACACGACUGGCCAUAUGGCUACCGUGUGCUCCCCCCGCUGGGACCACCUCAGUGCUCCACCCAGGCCAGCGAGGGAGGCGAGCAGCUCAGCGUCUCACCGGGCACGGCCAUGUCCGGCACAACCACGUCAGGAGGCACCAGCACCUCCGCCUCCCUGCCUUCGUACCUGUUUGCAGCGGACGCCGGAAGCCCCAGGGCGUCUCGGGCCAAGAAGAGAGCUCUCUCCAUGUCUCCUCUGUCAGAUGUCAUGGGCACUGACUUCAACUCAAUCAUACGCACGUCGCCCACCUCCCUCGUGGCUUAUAUCAAUGGUUCCCGCUGCUCUCCAGCCUCCCACUCCACACUCUCACCUGUCCAGUCUGAGGGUUAUGGUCACUUCCUGGGUGUGAAAGGGCGCUGUAUCCCCCACUCCCAUCACUACGGCAUGCCGGGCUUCUCCAGGGCUACGGCCCCACAGACAGUGUGCGGCCGAAUGCAGGUGCUCGAAGAGGCCGGGGGUCUGGAGAGCCAGAUGGCGAAUAUGGUGGUGGAGCAGCAGUGCCUCCCGGAGGACGGUGGGGCGCUGGAGAGAACUUUAGAGAGCUGCAGCCAAACCUCCAACAACCUGCUGACACCUUCCCAGUUACAGCGAGCUCUGCUGACCACAGGUCCACAGGGGCCUCCGCCACCUUACCACUCCCACCAGCAUGUUCACCUCUCCAGCCGCCGCUGCAGAGUGAAGCCCUCAUCUCAGGACCCCAUGCUUCCUCCAAGGCACGGGAUGGGCUUUUUACCCCAGGUACCAAUGCUGGAGGAAGAAGAAGGAGAGCUGGAGGACUAUGAGGCCCUGUGCUGCAAGUGGUUGGACUGCAGUGCAGUGUAUGACCGAAAGGAGGAGCUGGUGAGGCACAUAGAGAAGCUGCAUGUGGAUCAGCGGAAGGCCGAGGAUUUCACUUGCUAUUGGCUGGGCUGCCCACGCAGCUUCAAGCCCUUCAACGCCCGAUACAAGCUUCUCAUCCACAUGAGGGUCCAUUCCGGAGAGAAACCCAACAAGUGCACGUUCGACGGCUGCAGGAAGGGUUUCUCUCGGCUGGAGAACCUGAAGAUCCACCUGCGCAGCCACACGGGGGAGAAACCCUACACGUGUCAGCACCCGGGCUGCCACAAGGCCUUCAGCAACUCCAGUGACCGAGCCAAACACCAGCGCACACACCUGGACACAAAGCCGUACGCGUGCCAGGUGCCUGGCUGUGCCAAGCGUUACACGGAUCCCAGCUCCUUGAGGAAACACGUGAAAUCCCACUCCUCUAAAGAGCGACAUUUACGGAAGAAGAUGAGAUCUGCAGCUGGUGUGAACCAGGACCCGUUGACUGACUGUUUAACCAUCCACGCUCUGCAGCCAAGCCUCUCUCCUCUGGCAAGGACAGACAACUUAAACCCGUCCCCUGGUGCCUCCUAUGAGUCAUACUCCGCUGCUCCACAGGGACACGACUCCACCAGCAAUCCUCACCUGACUCUGUUUGGCUCCUUACAAGAUAAUUACAGGUUUGUUGAUCCUUCCCCUCACCAGCUCUUCCCUGGGGACCAGCGUGGCUCUUGCUCUUCCACCUGCCUCCCGCCUCCUCCCAAUGGGGCUUCCCUGCAGAACAGCCGGGAUCUGAAGCAGCCGAGCAGGCCUCCUGAUCUCGCGGAUCACAAUCCGGAGCUCUCAGGGCAGAUGAAGAUGCUUUAUUGUCCUCCACAAUAUGGUGGGAUCACAGCAGAGACCAGUUCGAGUCAGCUGAUGCAAGUUGAUGCCUUUGGUGACAGCCUCGCUCCAGCAGUCAAUAAUCCCAGUGGGGAGGCAACCACACAGACGACUCUUCCCUGCAUUGCAGGUACGUGUGCAGAGUUUAAUAUCCCCAGCCAAGUGCACAAUGUGACUCCUAAUCAAGACUUUCAUGGAGGAGAUUUCUUCACUGGGGCCGACCACUUCACAAGUCAGGUCUCCUGCAUCUACACAGAAGGAUGA
Limanda limanda (common dab) is the source of this 2571-nucleotide messenger RNA. It is a transcript of the gene glis3, whose product is annotated as GLIS family zinc finger 3. The record is from RefSeq and is a predicted model, not a curated record. The coding region runs from base 1 to 2571 and encodes 856 amino acids. Gene Ontology annotation, cellular component: nucleus. NCBI's taxonomy places the organism in Eukaryota, Metazoa, Chordata, Actinopteri, Pleuronectiformes, Pleuronectidae. The transcript has 10 exons. Gene Ontology annotation, molecular function: DNA-binding transcription factor activity, RNA polymerase II-specific; RNA polymerase II cis-regulatory region sequence-specific DNA binding. Gene Ontology annotation, biological process: regulation of transcription by RNA polymerase II.